AUGGGGAAGCAUCGGUCGCGAAGCCCGGCAAAGGUCCAGAACUCCGAUGAAGGAAGCUCCGGUGUGCCUAUCUCGAACAGGUUUGCUGUUCUCCCCAUGGAUGGGAAUAUCCAGCCGGCUGUGUUGGAAAAACGCAGCAAGAAAAGGAAGAAGAACCGAGGCCAGUAUGAUGGCACGAUUGGUCGAGACGAUGCCUCUGCGACGAACGGAGAUUUCGGUGACGCUGCCGAUAAAGAACAUGCUGCUGACAUUUCAGAAGCCGUAAUCCAAAUCAGAGGAUUUUGCGCUGCCACCAUGAGAAAGCAGCAGAACUAUCAAAUAAAACUUGAAGUUUGCAGUAUUGCAAAAAAAAUAACAAAGUCACAAUGUGGCUGCGUUGCUGGAGCAGGAAACAGCUCUGCCUGCAAGCAUAUAGCGGCGCUUUUAUGUUGUAUUGAAGACUUUAUAACGACUGGAGUAGUUCUACAAGACGAGGGGUGCACAAAUGCGUUACAAAUUUGGCAUCGGCCCCCUAAAAACGCCCCAAGAAAAUCAGUCAACGAGCCUAUCAACAAUAUUUUUUCAGUGCCGUUUACCCCCAAAACUAGUCUUAGGCAAGGUGAUGCUACUGAACGGUUAAUGAACUUAACCGUUGCUUAUAAUUUAAAUCCCAGCAUGCACUGGAGUCUGCAAGCAAAUAUGCACGGAAUUGCUAACGACCAUCAAUACCUCGAGAAGUCUAUUUACGAGACCACGGUAGAUAGACUGAAUUUUGUCGAUGAGGCAUUGGUGAUCAAUAUGGAGGAAUUGACUCGAGGACAAAAUACAUCGCCGAAAUGGUUCGAGGCGAGAAAAUCUCGAUUGACGGCCUCUAGAAUUAAGGAUGUAAUAACAGCCAUGCAAACUGCAUCGAAGAAAAGCACGGCAUGUAGUGUCAUUCCCGCACGUUUCAACUUUAAACGUGCAACUCUUCAAAACAUACCGGCGAUUGCUUGGGGAACAAAGCACGAGGAUAUUGCUUUUAAGGGUUUCAUUAAUCAUCGUUAUAAUUCAAAAACAUUUCGAAAAUGCGGAAUAUAUAUCGAUACGCGAAGGCAUUAUUUAGCGGCAUCACCAGAUGCCAUAAGCGAGUGUGGCAAUGAAAUUGUUGAAAUAAAAUGUCCUUAUAGCAUUCGUUAUAGUGAAGCGGUUAAGGCGCCGUUUUUGGAUACAGACGGACACCUAAAACCAAAUCAUAAAUAUUUUUACCAGAUACAAACGCAGAUGCACGUGACGCAAACGAAGGUUUGCCAUUUUGUUGUUUAUACUUUAAAAGGAAUCCAUACAGAAAUCGUACAGUACGACAAAGAGUUCAUGGAUAAGGUUUUACCAACACUGGAUUCGUUUUAUAAAAAUGUAUUUUGUGAGGAAUAUUGUAAGACUUUCGGGUUUGAAGAAAAAUAA
Molecule: messenger RNA, 1422 nt
Organism: Ochlerotatus camptorhynchus
Lineage: Eukaryota; Metazoa; Arthropoda; Insecta; Diptera; Culicidae
Exons: 3
Coding region: 1-1422 (473 amino acids)
Molecular function (GO): zinc ion binding
Source: RefSeq, a predicted model, not a curated record